AUGGGACGCUCCGGUUCGUGGGUAGGUAAAGAACAGAGCCUCGCCUACGCCGAAACCGUGUUUUACGGGGUUCCAAGUAAGCAAUGGACUACACGUCGUAAGUACGGUGUACAGCGCUUCCAGUCGCGCACGAGUGUGUCUGGUCGACGCGGUGUGAGCAGCGGUACCCGCCACGCCACUCGACUAAUGCGGUACGUUCAGGCCUGUGCCGAGGAGCCGAAGUGUCCCACUUGUGCGGGAAAAAGCGUGAUUGAAUGCCCUGUUUGUGGCGGGAGAGGCGUGCUGGGGCGGACGAUUCCGUGUUCAUACUGCAAAGGUCGCAAGCAGAUAACGUGCCCCGUUUGUGUUAGUGACCAAUACGAGGCGACCUGGGAAGCGGAAACAAUCGAGACGUCUGAUCCUGAGUUAGAAUCGUACUUGCCACCAAAUGCUGAUGAAAGAGUGCGCGCUCUCUACCGCUCCCACCUCGACAGCUUGCGGCGAGAACGACGGGGCUCUGAGACUCCAGGAACUCAGAGCCCCUGA
Messenger RNA from Cyanidioschyzon merolae strain 10D, 525 nucleotides. RefSeq lists its product as hypothetical. The record is from RefSeq and is a predicted model, not a curated record. Lineage: Eukaryota; Rhodophyta; Bangiophyceae; Cyanidiales; Cyanidiaceae. The coding region runs from base 1 to 525 and encodes 174 amino acids. The transcript has a single exon.